AUGUUGGGGGAACAGGAGCACCAGAGCAGGCCGCCUAAGACAGGAGGAGGAGGAGAAGCGAAAGCCGCGACGCUGGAUGCGAUCAGGCGUCGUCUGCGCGUGCCACAGCGGUCGCGAGCGCAGAGCUGUCAUACCGUCGACGGGUUGACAGCGGAUCGUGAUGCGGUUGCAUGGUACUGGAGACUGGUGGCCAUCGGCUCAUCAUUCAUGAUAUUAGGAGGCUUCUUGAUGCUGCCUGUAACGUUCGAGAAACAAGCUAAGAAAGACCUUCGAAUCGGUCAAGCCGUAGUAGGGAUAUUUGCAGUCGCACUACUGACCGCCGGAUUCUCGUUCACUGGUCUCGUGUGCUUCGCCGUCCGGAAUCCUUUGUUCCAAGCAGAGACCGUCUUCCUUCCGUCGUUGACAUCUUGCGCCCUGGGGCUGUUGACAAUCUUUUACAAUUUCCUGGUUUUCAAUCGAUAUGAAUGGAAUACGCCGGCGCUGCUAGUUACCAUCGCUGCUGCACUCACCACAAUAGUGUACGGAGGGCUCUUGCUACGGGCUCAGCGCAAGGUGAACUCGGUCAAAGCCAAGCGACCAACUCUUCCAGUGCCCAUGACUAGGAUUCAGCAAGAUAGCGAGUCAUCAUUAUGGCACGGACAGGGCACAGCGUACUAUCAGAACUACAAUCGAAAUAUGUUCCCAUCCGCGUAUACUAGCACGCAUGUGCAACCAGCACAAACGGCACAGCAAUCGACAUAUGACUCGGACUCGAUUACCGAAGAGGAAAUGCAACGGCAGCAAAUGUUGAUGCUUUUGUUGCAGAACGACCAUGAUAUAUCGACACCGGAUCCGACUGCAUCUACGUUCCGAAUAGACUGGCAAGGUAGAGAGGAGGAAGAAGCACCGGCGCAGGGUUACUAUGCGCCGAGCUCAGCUUCUGUGACUCCUAUAACAGCAUAUGCCCCACAAGGCAUAGGGCGGCAGUGUUCGAAUGACUUACAGCCAUGGGAUGGCGUGUGGAGAGAAGUCCGAAGACCAACCAACUAGGUAGCCAGGACUUUCGGGAAGCCAAAAGACGAGAAAUCGAGCGAGGGACGCCUGGAUGAUUUGCUUGCAAAGAUAUGAUAUUGAAUUUAGCAUCGGCGUCCCGGAUGAUGAACGACAAAAUACCCAGCGAGUGCGACUUGUGUAUUUUAUGAAACUGGUGGC
This is a messenger RNA of Pseudocercospora fijiensis CIRAD86, 1191 nucleotides long. RefSeq lists its product as uncharacterized. NCBI's taxonomy places the organism in Eukaryota, Fungi, Ascomycota, Dothideomycetes, Mycosphaerellales, Mycosphaerellaceae. Bases 1 to 1029 code for a protein of 342 amino acids. The transcript has 2 exons. The record is from RefSeq and is a predicted model, not a curated record.